AUGCAUUGCCCAGAGCAGUAUAUCAAAGAUAAUGGUAUUCAACGGAGGAAUGCCAGAUAUAUCUCAAAUAUAUAUAUAGAAAAAAUGGUAUGGAAAUCUAAUGAAAUAGUUUUAGACUUAGGAUGUGGACCAGGUGAUGUUACCUCAGAUAUUCUUUAUCCUUUUUUAAAGAAUAAAAUCAAUCAGUUGGUUGGUGUUGAUAAAUCAAUAGAAAUGGUAGAAUUUGCAAAAAAAACCUAUGGAUGCUCCGAGAUGGAUUUCAAGGUUCUGGAUAUAGAAAAUGCCCAUGACUGCUCUUUUCACUCGCACAGAUUUAACAAAAUAUUUUCAUUUUUCUGCUUUCACUGGGUUCAAAAUAAAGUUGAUUCCUUGCUGAAUAUGCACUUAAUGUUGAAAAGUGGUGGAGAAAUUCUGGUUAACUUCCUGUUAAUUGAUCCAUUAGCUGAAUUGUAUGAAUGUAUGGAUACAGAAUGGCAAAUAUAUAUUAAAGAUAUAAAGCAGAGAUAUUCACGAUUCACGAUUCACCAUUCACGAGAUGAAAUAAAAGACAUUUUCACCAAGGCUGGAUUUCGAGUUAUUAAUAUAGAAUCAAGUGUCAAAAAAUAUACAUUUCCAGACUUCUCAUCAUUUUUAAGUACCAUCAAACCAGUAGAUGUUAUGUACAGUAUUUUGCCACAACAUUUGCAUGACAGAUAUUCCAUGCAUGUUAAAGAUACAAUAUGUGAGAGACAAAUUAUGGUUCAAAUAUGUCCGAUUACAGGAGAAACAAUCAUGGCAUAUCUUCCUAUUACUGUGCAUGCUGUCAAAGAUUAA
This is a messenger RNA of Macrosiphum euphorbiae (potato aphid), 813 nucleotides long. The record is from the annotation of a GenBank genome assembly. Lineage: Eukaryota; Metazoa; Arthropoda; Insecta; Hemiptera; Aphididae.